Alnus glutinosa is the source of this 1254-nucleotide messenger RNA. RefSeq lists its product as uncharacterized. Bases 1 to 1254 code for a protein of 417 amino acids. The record is from RefSeq and is a predicted model, not a curated record. Gene Ontology annotation, biological process: protein import into nucleus. Gene Ontology annotation, cellular component: nucleus; cytoplasm. Lineage: Eukaryota; Viridiplantae; Streptophyta; Magnoliopsida; Fagales; Betulaceae. The transcript has a single exon. Gene Ontology annotation, molecular function: nuclear import signal receptor activity.
AUGGAGUCCGAUGAGACGGUCAAAACCCUAGUCAAAGAGCUUCUUCUCUCCCCAGUCCUCUCAUCACUGGAAUUUCUCCUCUCCUACCUGACCCCACCACGAGGAGAAGACCGAGACAGGGUCCAAGCAGAGGUCAUUUUCGCCUACUGCCGCCAGCACUACCCCAACGCUCUCUCACUCAAGCUCAGUGACCUCCUUGAAUCCUCUACCGAAUUCAAUAGCACUUCCCUCUACGCCACCCUCCUCCACGGCCUUCUAUCUCGGCAGUCAACCAACAUCUCCCCCAUGAUCUUAACCGAGCUCAAGCCCCGGAUUUUUACUUGCUUUCAACAACAAAGAAUAAACCCCACCAAUUUCAGGACUCUGUCCAAGUCAAUAUCAAUUGUUGCUUCCAGGGUCUUUGAGACAGAACACGGAGAUUGGCAAGAGCUUCUUGAUUAUGUAGUUUCGUCUGUUGAUUCCGAUGAUUUGAACGAAUUGGCCUUUAUGGUGUUCUCUGAUUUGCCAAUGAAUAUGGGUCGAUUCUUGAAGCCAAAAUUUGACUCUCUUUACUUGGCAUUCUUGAAGUGCUUAAGCUCGCCUAAUAUGAAAAUCCGUAUCUUGGCCUAUUCUGCUUCGUCUCUGUUGGUGCAGCAGUUGGCGGGUUUUGAUGUCGACUAUGACAACAAAGGAGAUCUCUUGCCAGCAAUGUUAAAGUUGCUAAUUGAUUUGAUCGAUGAUACGAAUGACCUGUUUAUUGAAGAGGGUCUAAAGGACUUGGUUCGCUUGGCCGCAAUAGACCCCAGCUUCUUUACAAAGCACUUGAAACAGUUGUGUGAAUCAAUGGUUCAAAUAGCCGAGGUUAAUGAUUUAUGGGAGGGCUCAAGGUAUGCAGCCCUUGAGGUUAUCAAGGCAGUAAACGAUUCCGCGACCAAGGAAAUGUCCGCUAUGAUGCAGAACCUGCAUGGCGAGAUUGUGAACAGGCUAAUCUCAUCUUCAAUGGACAUGCUUGUACGUAUUGAGCAUGAUCCUGCGUGGUAUAUUAUGGACGCUAACAAGGGUGAGAAUGCGAGGAAGAAUGCGAGGAAGACGAGGAGUUAUGAUCUUGGAAUUUGCCUGUUGGGUGUGAUUUCAUCUGCAGUGCCUGGGGAUCUUAUCCUGCCCAUUUCUUUGGAGUUGAUACAGGAGUAUCUAUCUCUUAAGGGGUGGCGGAUACGUCACGCCGGAAUCGUUACCCUUGCCGUCAUUGCAGAGAGAUGCUCAGAGGUACACUGA